Calidris pugnax (ruff) is the source of this 2492-nucleotide messenger RNA. RefSeq names its product kelch domain containing 8A (gene KLHDC8A). Bases 480 to 1532 code for a protein of 350 amino acids. NCBI's taxonomy places the organism in Eukaryota, Metazoa, Chordata, Aves, Charadriiformes, Scolopacidae. Gene Ontology annotation, molecular function: protein binding. The record is from RefSeq and is a predicted model, not a curated record. The transcript has 7 exons.
UGCAGUGUGUACACACACACACACACACACACACACAACCCGGCUGCCGGCAAAGACCAGAUGGGGAAACGCUCUUCCUCCUCCUAAUUGUCCUCCAUCUCCGGCAGGGUGAAGAUUAGGGCGGCUGGAUUUAUGUUGAUUUUUUCUUUUUUUUCUUUUUUUCCCCUCCCCUAGCAUCCCUCCCACGCAUCCCUCCCAGCGCCAUCCCCCCCGCCAGCGCUGCGGGGUGCAGGGGGGGCACAGAGGGAGCUGAGGAGGAGGAGGAGGAGGAGGAUGCUCUGUGGGUACCCAGGAUUUGGGUGUUGAAGAGGGUUUCCAGCAGAGAGCCAUGCUCCACCUGGGCUCGGCGCGGCUUUCCCUGGAGCUGAUCGGUCUCUGCAUGAGCUUCUGGAACUGCAGGAUUAAUGGGAAGGCAAUGAAAGCGUAGCCAGCCCCCUCCCGUGGGCAGGGACCGAUGCUGUCUCUCCCCCCCACCCACCAUGGAGCUGGCUAACACCAAAGACUUCCAGUGGAAAACCCUGGCCCCGCUCCCCAGCCGUAGGGUCUACUCCACCUUGGUGGAAGCUGGUGGGCAAGUCUUUGCCAUCGGGGGCUGCGAUGACAACGGUGUCCCCAUGGACUGCUUCGAGGUCUACUCCCCCGAGGCCGACCAGUGGACCGCGCUGCCCCCCAUGCCCACGGCCCGGGCAGGGGUGGCCGUGGCCACUUUGGGCAAGAGGAUCAUGGUGAUAGGAGGGGUCGGAGUGAAUCAGAUGCCGCUGAAGAUAGUGGAGAUGUACAACAUAGAUGAGGGCAAGUGGAAGAAGAGGAACUCGCUGAGAGAGGCUGCCAUGGGCAUCUCGGUGACGGCGAAAGAAUACAGAGUGUAUGCGGCUGGUGGGAUGGGAUCUGACCUGAGGCCACACAACUACCUGCAGCACUACGACAUGCUCAAGGACAUCUGGGUGUCACUGGCAGCCAUGCCCACACCCAGGUACGCUGCCACCUCCUUCCUGAGAGGCACCAAGAUCUACGUGUUGGGUGGAAGGCAGUCCAAGUACGCUAUCAACGCCUUCGAGGUCUUCGACACAGAGACCAGGUCGUGGACCAAGUUUCCCAACAUCCCCAACAAAAGGGCCUUCUCCAGCUUCGUGCCCACAGAAGACAAACUCUUCAGUCUCGGGGGCCUGCGGCAGGGCCGGCUCUACCGGCAGCCCAAGUUCAUGAGGACCGUGGACAUGUUUGACAUGGAACAAGGUGGCUGGAUGAAGAUGGAGCGUUCCUUCUACUUGAAGAAAAGGCGAGCAGACUUUGUGGCUGGCUACCUGAAAGGCAGAGUCAUCGUGGCUGGGGGACUAGGAAACCAGCCCACCGUCCUGGAGUCUGUGGAGGCUUUCCACCCGGAGAAGAACAAGUGGGAGAGCUUGCCCCCCAUGCCCACCCCACGCUGCGCCUGCUCCAGCAUCGUGGUGCGGAACUGCCUGCUGGCCGUCGGCGGGGUGAGCCAGGGCCUGAGCGAUGCCGUGGAGGCCCUCUGCCUCUCCGAUUCCUAGCUGGCUCCUGCCUGGCAGAGGACUUUCCCCUCGUCACCCCCAGCGGUGGUGGUGGUGGUGGUGGUGGAGCUGGGCAGCCCCCGGCAGCGCUGGGGCUCGGUGGGCAGCUCGGUUCUGCUUGCCGGUAGCCAAACCCAGCCUUGCUCUGGAGCCCUCAGGAGCCUGCACGGAGGGAAAGGAGCACUUUGAUCCCCUCCAGUCGUUUUUCAGAGCUCUACGGGGAAACCCAGAUGAAGGAACUGCUCUCAGCGCUGGUGUGCCGUGUCUCCUGCUGCCAGGAAGGACUUUGGAGAUCAGGGCUUGGGCAAAUGUCUCCCUGUGGCCAUCCUGACCCGCUACCAAAGGCAACAGGUUCAGGCAGGUCAGUGGUUCAGGGGGAACUCUUGUGGUGUUGCCCUCUUCCAGCAUCCUGGGGUCUACGCGUGCUUCCCUGCACAGAUCCCUAUGGCUUGCAGCAAGGGAGACCCCUGCCCUGCAGCCAGAUUGGGGGGAUCAUUCUUCUGCCUUCAUAGCAAGGCUUUUCCUGCAAACCUGUAGCAUUUGAGUGUCGCUUUGGCAGAAGCUGGAGCCAGGGGCUGCCGGAGCUCCUGGGAGGGAUGAUCACCCAAGGGACUGUUUUGGUUAGAGGGAAGACCUUUUUAGCACAGAACUAGCACAGAUACUGCCUUUGCUGAGUUUCGUGCAGAGAUAGCCUCAAUCUACAGUGUUCCAACCUGGGUUUUAGCUCCUCUGAUGAUUUGGGGGUUUCUGUUCAGCCCUGGGAGACAGGAGCAAAGCUGAGUCCUGGAGGAGCAGUCUCACCCCGGGGCCGGGCAGGGGCUUUUGGCAAGGGAUGACCCUGGCUGUUGCCUUCUCUUGGGUUUUGUUCUUCCCGGGCAGUUUGGGGGGGGCUGUCCAAGCCGUGGGGUUACAAUUCUGGCUUGUAGCAGUCGCACCAUUAAAAAGCUUGUUUUUGGAGGA